UGGCUCCUUUCCUCACGACAAGCUUCUCUCGACUCUUGUCUCUUCUCUCUCUUCUCCCCAUCUUCAAAAUAUAUAGUUCUCAUAUUCCUUGGAUAUAUCCUUCUUUGUAUCUCUUCUUCACAAACUUCUAUCUUUUGUGAUGAACUAAGAAAAAAUACUCCUAAUAAUUUAUUAACUUCUUGAGGAUCAGCUGAUCUGGUGUAUUCAAGAACCCCCACUCGAAAUCAGAACUUCUGAAACCACAAAUCAAAAAUCUUCUCAAUACACUCUUUUGUUUUUGACUACGUUCUCUCGAAAUUACCUUCAACAGAUUUAAGAAGAAUCGCUCACCAACCUGAGAUUCUUGGUUUGUUUCUUUUCUUUCAGGGGCGGGCAACGAGUGCGUCCACCAUGAAGAAGACCUAAGCUUAAUAAUUUGCCCUUGAAUAUCAACCGCAAAUGACGAGAACACCUAACAUCCGACGUGGCAUACUCGCCACCGUAACCGCCACGAUUCUCCUCUCGCUCUUCCCGCCAAAUAUCGUUGCGACCGUUGAGAAACAAGCUCUGUUCCGCUUCAAGAACCGUCUCAACGACCCUCACGACGUUCUCCGCUCAUGGAAACCCUCCGACUCUCCCUGCACCUUCCACGGCGUCACGUGCCACCCACUCUCCGGCGAAGUCACCGGCAUCACCUUAGAAAACGCGAACCUCUCCGGCUCCAUCUCCCCCGCGAUCUCCUCUCUCUCGAAGCUCUCCACUCUAUCUCUCCCCUUCAAUCUAAUCUCGGGCGUAAUCCCGCAGGAGAUACUCAACUGCACGAGCCUCAGAGUACUCAACCUCACCUCGAACCGUCUCUCCGGUGCGAUCCUGGACUUCUCCCCUCUGAAUAACCUCGAAGUCCUCGACGUCUCAGUGAACUUCCUCACGGGAGAGUUCCAGAGCUGGAUCGGGAACUUGACUCAGCUCCUCUCCCUCGGUCUAGGCAACAACAACUACGAACAAGGUGAGAUCCCCGAGAGCCUCAGCAAUUUAAAGAAGCUGACGUGGCUCUACUUAGCCCGAUCCAACUUAACCGGAACCGUUCCGGACUCCAUCUUCGGUCUAAACUAUCUCGACACUUUCGACAUCUCCAGAAACUCGAUCUCCGGUGAGUUCCCAGUCUCGAUCACGAGACUGGCGAACCUCACCAAAAUCGAGCUGUACGACAACAGACUCUCCGGCGAAAUCCCCCCGGAGAUCAGGAACCUGACUCGUCUCCGAGAGCUCGACGUCUCUCUGAAUCAGCUCAGCGGCGCGCUGCCUCGAGAGCUCGGAGCUCUCGAGGAGCUGAGAGUCUUCCACUGCCACCAAAACAACUUCACCGGAGACUUCCCUCCCGGUUUCGGAGAGAUGCGCUUCCUCUCUUCCUUAUCGAUCUACAGAAACAACUUCUCCGGUAUCUUUCCGGCGAACACCGGCCGGUUCUCGCCGUUGGACACGGUGGACAUAUCCGAGAACAUGUUCGCAGGUCCGUUCCCUCGUUUCCUAUGCCAAAACAAUAAGCUACAGUUCUUGCUCGCGUUACAGAACGAUUUCGCCGGCGAGAUUCCGGGGCCUUACGCCGGUUGCAAGUCUCUUUGGAGACUCAGGAUUAACCAGAACCGGUUUACCGGUCAAGUUCCCGAAGGCUUCUGGUCUCUGCCGCUAGCUAAGAUGAUCGAUCUCAGCGAUAACCGUCUCACUGGAGAGAUCUCUCCUCAGAUCGGACACUCGACGGAGCUGAGUCAGCUGAUAUUGCAGAACAACAGAUUCUCCGGCGAGAUUCCGAGGGAGAUAGAGAAACUGAGGAAUAUAGAGAGGAUUUAUCUGAGCAACAACAGUUUUUCCGGCGAGAUUCCGACAGAGCUUGGUUUGAAACAGCUGUCUUCUCUCCAUCUUGAAAACAAUUCAUUAACAGGUUUUAUCCCAUUAGGGUUGACGAACUGCGUGAGGCUUGUUGAUCUGAAUCUCGCUGAGAACGCGUUGACCGGAGAGAUCCCUAAUGAUUUGUCUCAUAUCGGUUCUUUGAACUCGCUGGAUCUCUCAGGGAACAGGCUAACGGGGGAGAUACCGGUGAACCUAGUGAAGUUGAAGCUGAGUUUUAUAGAUUUGUCUGAGAAUCAGCUCACGGGAAGAAUACCACCGGAUCUUUUAGCGGUGGGAGGAGUCACCGCGUUCUCACGGAACGAGAAGCUUUGCGUGGACAACCAUGACGUCAAAGAAAGCGAGAAACAUGUGCUGAGCUUAUGUACUGAUGAUGACCGACACGUGCACAAGAACCGAUCACUAGACGGGACUCUCUUGUUCUUGUCUCUUGCGAUAGCCCUAGUGGUGCUAGUCACUGGUCUUUUCUCGUUGCGUUACAGAGUAGUGAAGAUACGUGAGGAAAAUAAAGAUGUAAACAAGGUGGAUGCGAAGUGGAAGAUCGCGUCUUUUCAUCAGAUGGAGCUUGACGCUGAGGAGAUUUGUAGAUUGGAGGAAGAUCAUGUGAUUGGAGCUGGAAGUGCGGGGAAAGUGUAUAGGGUUGAUCUGAAAAAAGGUGGUGGGACAGUGGCGGUUAAGUGGCUGAGGAGAGGAGGAGGAAGAGAAGAAAGCAACGGAACAGAGGUCUCUGUUGCAGAAAUGGAGAUUCUUGGGAUCAGACAUAGAAACGUGUUGAAGCUCUACGCUUGUCUUGUCGGAAGAGGUUCUAGUUACUUGGUGUUUGAGUUCAUGGAGAAUGGGAACUUAUAUCAAGCUCUUCGCCGGAGUAUUAAAGGUGGAUUACCUGAACUGGAUUGGCACAAGAG
This is a messenger RNA of Raphanus sativus (radish), 2789 nucleotides long. Its product is annotated as receptor protein-tyrosine kinase CEPR2. NCBI's taxonomy places the organism in Eukaryota, Viridiplantae, Streptophyta, Magnoliopsida, Brassicales, Brassicaceae. Gene Ontology annotation, molecular function: ATP binding; protein binding; protein kinase activity. Gene Ontology annotation, biological process: protein phosphorylation. The record is from RefSeq and is a predicted model, not a curated record.